CUUAUUCUUAAUAUUAUAUAUUUUACUUAUAAAAAUGAAAGUAAGCCGAAGGGAAAAAAAUGCCAUUUUGGUUGAAUGCGGCCACCCUAGUAAGCCUAUUUUGGUUAAAUAUAUAGAUUUAUUAAGAAAAUGAGUCAACCGAUUGAUAAAAAUACAAAAGAGAUGAGUUUGUCGAUAAAUUUGCGUAGACCUCGUAUGGAAGCCCAAUGCCCCAAUAUGCCACCACCCGUUUUCAAAAGGAGUGAUUAAAUAAUGCCAGUCUGCCCAUAACGGCCCAUUCAGUUGUGUUUCUUUUAACCAUUUAAAUAUAUUUUUCCUGUUCCCAAAAAAAAAAUAAAUAAAUAAAAAUUCCCAGGUAGAGGAACAAGAUCUACACGUGGGUCCUGACACUAUUAUAAAUGUGUCAAUUUCGUGUGGAACCCAUACGACCAGACCCAAGUUUUCUAUGGAAACUUCUAAUUCUAUUCUGAUAUUCCGUAUCCCUCAAAUACGAGAUACGAGGAUUUAGAAACUAAAACCAGAGGAUAAAAUCCCGACUCUGCCUCUCCCUCUCCCUCUCUCUCUCUUCUUCUGCUUCCGUUCUUGUUCUGUUUCCGUCUUCUGAAUACCCUCGUCAUCGUCAAUUCAUCAUCCAUUAACAGAAAAGAACAUGCGCCGACGUCGGAGAAUCCAAGAAGACUCCCGUAGGCUGCCGAGUCAGCCGGAGCAGAGACCACAUUUCUUCAAGAUAAUCGUCAAAGCAAGUCUUGAAAGAGGAGAGCUCGUGAUACCAAAAGACUUCACAAGGCAACUUGUAAAGAAAAUAGCUGAUGUUGCAGUCCUCAAGGUUCCAUCUGGGAGAAAGUGGCAAGUAGAGGUUAAGGAAGUAGAUGGAUCGUUUAGGUUCCAAAAUGGCUUGCAGGGGUUCUUGAAGUACCAUUCCAUUUCUGUUGGUCACUUUCUUGUUUUCAGAUAUGAUGGGAAUUCAAAUUUCUCAGUCUUUAUAUUCAAUCAAAGUGCUUGCGAGAUAGAUUAUCUAAGUGACAUUGAUGAUGAUCUUGAAGAAUCUAAACUUCACAGUAACUGCUUGAUUCCCGUAAAGAAAGAACCAGAGGAAGAGGACCUUAUGGAAGUGGAACCUUUGAAUAUUUCUACUCCUUCACAGCCUCUUCCUUCUUCCAAUGUGGAGUUGGAUGAUAUUGGGAGCUUAAUGACCUAG
Messenger RNA from Macadamia integrifolia, 1198 nucleotides. Its product is annotated as B3 domain-containing transcription factor VRN1-like. Gene Ontology annotation, molecular function: DNA binding. Bases 650 to 1198 code for a protein of 182 amino acids. The transcript has 3 exons. Lineage: Eukaryota; Viridiplantae; Streptophyta; Magnoliopsida; Proteales; Proteaceae. The record is from RefSeq and is a predicted model, not a curated record.